This is a messenger RNA of Penicillium paradoxum, 930 nucleotides long. Its product is annotated as Short-chain dehydrogenase/reductase SDR. Gene Ontology annotation, molecular function: oxidoreductase activity, acting on the CH-OH group of donors, NAD or NADP as acceptor. The record is from RefSeq and is a predicted model, not a curated record. The coding region runs from base 1 to 930 and encodes 309 amino acids. Lineage: Eukaryota; Fungi; Ascomycota; Eurotiomycetes; Eurotiales; Aspergillaceae. The transcript has a single exon.
AUGUCUGCGAAAACACCCACAGGGGCAGUCGAGGACGAGCGAGCAUCUUUGACCUCCCGAGUGAUCCCUAUCAUGACAUUAUCGCAAGGAACAAGCCCGCUGACUCGCCCCUUCCCUCCUGUGAGCUUGGCACCUGCUCGUGUGCGAGCAGAAGCACGCUUCCGAGUUAACGGGACAGCCAUAGUUACCGGUGGGGCUGGAGCGCUUGGCCUCAUAUCCGCCCAGGCGCUCCUAGAACAUGGACUCUCGGCACUGUGUAUCAUGGACCUCCCCAUGACCCUCAAAGCUUCAGAUCAACAAAUCCAAUCACUGGUAUCGGAGUUCCCCUCUGCGAGUAUUACCAAGAUCCCCUUGGAUGUGACGGCAAUGGAAUCUAUCGAGGCCGCAUUCGAGCAGGCAAAUAAGACCAUGGGCGGGAUUGAUAUUCUCUGCUGCUUUGCUGGAAUCCCAGGAUGUCAACCAUCCCUCACUGUAACGCUCGACCAAUUCACCAAAGUGAUGGAUGUGAAUCUGAACGGAUCGUUCUUCUGCGCGCAGGCAGCAGCAAAACGUAUGGAAGCUUCAAAAAAGGGUGGGUGCAUCUUGUUCACUGCGUCGAUUUCGGCGCAUUGUACCAAUUUCCCUCAGCCGCAGGCUGCUUAUAAUGCAAGCAAGGCUGGGGUCGCGCAUCUGACGCGCAACCUGGCUGCUGAGUGGGCGGUUCAUGGGAUUCGAGUAAAUAGUAUCAGUCCCGGGUAUAUGGAUACUAUUCUCAAUGCUGGAGAUGGAUUGGCGGAUGUUAGGAAAGUUUGGGAUUCUCGGUGUCCUAUGGGUCGGAUGGGAGAUCCUGAGGAGACCACUGGGGCUGUUGUUAUGCUGUGCAGUCAGCGUGCGGGUCGAUACAUUACUGGGGCUGAUAUUGUCAUUGAUGGGGGGACUUUAACUCUGUGA